UCCCUCUGUUGCAGCUCUCGCCCCUGCCCCGCGGACGGGAGACGCUGGACUCCAGGGCCUCCUCCACCUGGGCGGCCGCCGCCAAGAGCCAAACAAAAGUGCUGCUGUAGGCUCCAGGAUAAACACGGCUGCGUGCAGGAUGGCAUCCGCAGAGGCUCUGGUUGGAGUCAAAGUUUCAAAACAAACGAGAACGCUUUGGGAAAAGGUCAGGUUAGCUGAAGUCGGCUCCCGAAAGCCGUGUCUCCACUUCCCCACGCAGUGCCAAGUGCGUGGGGUGUGCGGGGCAGCGCCGAGCUGCCCGGCCCGUCCAGGCACCCGAGAGCCGCGUAGCUAGUGAAGGGCCGGCCUGCAGGGUCCUGGGCGAUGGUACGCACUGCUCUGGCCGGUCUGACUGGUGGGUGUGCUCACAGGCUGAAGGUCUCGGCUGGUUAGAAAAAAAAAGAAAAAUUAAAAGUUUUGGCCCUACUUGCCAAAUGCUUUACUUCAUUCUGACCCUGGAGAACUGAAUUUCAGCUGUAGGUUUUGGAAGCUGCAGGCAGCUGUCUGAGCAUCAGUCUCCCUUAAGGGUCUCCCUUAGUCUCCGUAUCUGGGGUGACUCUGUAGAAGUGCUGUUAGCAAGGCCUGUGGGCAGCCUAACUCGGACAGCCAGAAGGACCGGCCCUGUGCUCUUCAUCAGCUUAGAAGAUAGUAAGCGUAACUAACGUGGUAGAGCACUGCAAAGACAUCUAUCUCAUCAUUCCAUCCACGUGUCAUGGCGUUUCUUUCCAAAGGCUUAUUCCCUUCCUCCAAAGAAGAAUUCUAAAGUUGUCAUGGGACUUUUUAUUCUGCAGAAACUUUCUGAUGAAUACUUUAACUACAGCCAAAGCUGCCCCAGGCGCGUCUCCCACCUCGCUCUGCUCAGCUUGUAUUCUGCUGUUACGUUCAUUACUAUGAAGAGGGUACGGUCACAGCAUGGGUGUCCUGGGAUCUUUCUUGUUGUGAUUAACUGUGUCUUGCUGCACCUCUAAAAGCUCCUUGGUAAUUCUGCUUCCACAUCUGCAGGUCUGCAGAAAGGUGGCACUUUUUAUUUGGAGGGUUUUUAAAUUUUACCAGGUAAUCGUGGAAGCAGUGGAAGUGUGGUUGUUAACGCACAUGCCGUUUCCUGUCGAGCAGGGUUGAAUGCCUGCCCGCGGCCUUCCGGCGGGACCAUGGAGAAAGGAGGCAACAUCCAGCUGGAGAUCCCCGACUUCAGCAACUCGGUGCUCAGCCACCUGAACCAGCUGCGCAUGCAGGGCCGCCUCUGUGACAUCGUGGUCAACGUGCAGGGCCAGGCUUUCCGGGCUCACAAAGUGGUCCUGGCCGCCAGCUCCCCGUACUUCCGGGACCACAUGUCCCUGAACGAGAUGAGCACCGUCUCCAUUUCGGUCAUCAAGAACCCCACCGUGUUCGAGCAGCUGCUCUCCUUCUGCUACACGGGCCGCAUCUGCCUGCAGCUGGCGGACAUCAUCAGCUACCUGACGGCCGCCAGCUUCCUGCAGAUGCAGCACGUCAUCGACAAGUGCACGCAGAUCCUCGAGGGCAUCCACUUCAAGAUCAGCGUGGCCGACGUGGAGGCAGAGUGCACUCAGGUGAGGACCAAGCACCCAGAGAGACCCCCGGAGUCUCCCAGGGUCACCCCCAACCUCAGCCGCCCCCUGAGUCCCCGGCACGGCGCGGCGAAGGGGAACCGGCGGGGUGCGGUGAGCGCGGUGCUGGACAUCAGAGAGCUGAGUCCUCCCGAGGAGUCCACCAGUCCCCAGAUCAUCGAGCAGAGUUCUGAUGUCGAGAGCCGCGAGCCCAUUCUGCGGAUCAACCGGGCAGGCCAGUGGUACGUGGAGACAGGGCUCGCAGACCGUGGGGGCCGUAGUGAUGACGAAGUCCGGGUCCUGGGAGCUGUGCACAUCAAAACGGAAAACCUGGAGGAGUGGCUAGGGCCCGAGAGCCAGCCCUCCGGGGAGGAGGGAAGCAGCGCCGAAGACGUCACGGCCAUGGUCAUCGACACCACCGGGCACGGCGCCGUAGGCCAGGAGAGUUACCCCCUGGGCUCAGCAGGACCCAAAGUCGCCCGGCCAACGAGCAGUGAGGUUGACAGGUUUAGCCCUUCUGGCAGCGUGGCCCCCCUGACGGAGAGACACCGAGCCCGCAGCGAGUCCCCUGGGAGGAUGGACGAGCCUAAGCAGCCCGGCUCCCAGGUAGAAGAGUCAGCAGUGAUGGGGGUAAGUGGUUAUGUGGAGUAUCUCCGAGAACAGGAAGUGUCCGAGCGAUGGUUCCGGUAUAACCCCCGGCUCACUUGCAUCUACUGUGCCAAAUCUUUCAACCAGAAGGGGAGCCUGGACCGCCACAUGCGCCUCCACAUGGGCAUCACCCCGUUCGUCUGCCGCAUGUGUGGCAAGAAGUACACGCGCAAAGACCAGCUGGAGUACCACAUCCGCAAACACACGGGCAACAAGCCCUUCCACUGUCACGUGUGCGGCAAAAGCUUUCCCUUCCAGGCCAUCUUGAAUCAGCACUUUCGCAAAAACCACCCUGGCUGUAUCCCCUUGGAGGGGCCCCACAGCAUCUCCCCUGAAACAACUGUCACAUCUCGAGGGCAAGCCGAGGAAGAGUCGCCUUCACAGGAGGAGACGGUGGCUUCUGGGGAAACUGCCCAGGGCUCUGUGUCCACCACUGGGCCUGACUGAAAGCGUGAGGGGGGAGGGCAGGCCCUCCCCCCUGUGGGCCGAAGCAGCCCGCAUCAGGGCCUAGGCUGGUACUUUGAUCACAAAAUGCCACAGCACUCGACCUGAAGAUGCUCCGGAGAUGUUGCCAGACUGGGCGGCCAGCCAGGUCCGUAGAAAGGCUCUUCCCCUCCUCUUCCCACCUCACACUUCGGAAAAUAAUCAAGCAAGUUUAACUUCUAAUUCAGGGAUCAACAGCCUUGGUUUGUUAACUUUCUAAGACAGGAGUUUUUUUAUGAAACAGUGGUGAACAGUCAUUUACCUACCAGUCACGUUUGAACACUGUCCUUGGUCCAUAUCAUCCUGGUGGCUGCAAUGGCCCAGACCUGAAAAUGCAGCGGGAGCCUUGGCCGGCAGGAGCAGCCCACCGAGAGAGGAGGCAGUUCCGGGGUGAGGGGCCAUCUCUCCGCUUCCUUCCCUGCCAGACUGCGUGUUCAUAUUUCAGCAGGAAGAACAAAUGCCGGCGAUUGUUCAGGGUCUGCCUUUGUGUUUGCCCUGAGUAGGCAUGUCGAGCUUUGCCUGUUUCGUGCAGAUAACCGUCUUAGAGCAGUGUUGAGCAGGCAGCAACACCUAAAAGGCACUUUAGGCAACCGGAAGUGAAGAGAGCCACAGCGCCGGCAGUCGGUCGUGCUGCAUUCGGGGCUGGAAUGUGGAGUGUUCUCCGUGUCCCACAGCGCAGAGCCGAGCUGCAGCUUGCUGACUGGCGUAGCUGUAGCGUUGCAUCCUCUGUCGUUGGGACUUAGCUCUAGUUCCGAUUAGCUAAUGGGUUAGGCUGAGUACCAAAGUCUCCUCUAGCCGCCUUGGCUCCUGUAUCAUGUAACAGCAAUAUUCUACAUCACAAAGGUCACCUUCCAGUGAAGCGAGCCUGGAUCGUAUUUUUAAAUCCACAGGUCUCCCUAUUUGAUAACUUUUAUACGAACUUUAAAUCAUAUUUUUCAUGGAACAUUGUGGUUGAAGAAAAGCAGCAUCAUGGUUCUUGCUGCAGCCACAAUGCAGUUUCCUUCUACUUACGUAAUAAUUUGUAUCUUGAGUCCAACAGGAGAACCUCACUUAAAUCCAUGUUUUGGGUCUCAAACCUGGUAAUUCAUGAACCAACCAUCAGCACAUUGCUGGUGACUCCAAGAGCUUUGAUUUUUAACAAUACACUACAGGGCACUUACCACCAGGAAACAUCAUGCACAAUCAUGUUGCAAUAAAUAAUCAAGGGAUUGAUUUUGAUCAAGUUUAGUUACUUAAUCAUUCCUAAGAUUUUUUUUAAAACUUCAAGGGACCUUUGUAAUAAUUGGAGAUAUUUCUGAGAUUCUUAACACAGAGAACUUAAUGUGGAACUUGAGUUGCGUCAUAGUGAGGAGGGAUGUUGAAGGAUGCAGCCAGCAGAUGCUCAUGACUUACAGUGCGAGCAGAAGCGCCUCCAGCCCUCAGCAUCUUUGCGUAAGAAGUUGUGUGGCUGCAGAGGCGUGGAUGACUUUAACGUGGGUUUGAGAGGGGAAGGGCUGAUCUGAGAACGUGGUUGCGUGGUCCUUCCUGAGAGUGCUUUAUGACAUGUGCAAAGGUGGUAGAAAAGAAUGACAUUUCUUUGACGAU
This is a messenger RNA of Ochotona curzoniae (black-lipped pika), 4319 nucleotides long. It is a transcript of the gene ZBTB37, whose product is annotated as zinc finger and BTB domain containing 37. Lineage: Eukaryota; Metazoa; Chordata; Mammalia; Lagomorpha; Ochotonidae. The transcript has 3 exons. Gene Ontology annotation, molecular function: DNA-binding transcription factor activity, RNA polymerase II-specific; protein binding; RNA polymerase II cis-regulatory region sequence-specific DNA binding. The record is from RefSeq and is a predicted model, not a curated record. The coding region runs from base 1188 to 2699 and encodes 503 amino acids. Gene Ontology annotation, biological process: regulation of transcription by RNA polymerase II.